This is a messenger RNA of Xiphophorus hellerii (green swordtail), 2785 nucleotides long. It is a transcript of the gene pnpla3, whose product is annotated as patatin-like phospholipase domain containing 3. NCBI's taxonomy places the organism in Eukaryota, Metazoa, Chordata, Actinopteri, Cyprinodontiformes, Poeciliidae. The transcript has 9 exons. Gene Ontology annotation, molecular function: triacylglycerol lipase activity. Gene Ontology annotation, cellular component: lipid droplet; membrane; cytoplasm. The record is from RefSeq and is a predicted model, not a curated record. The coding region runs from base 104 to 1531 and encodes 475 amino acids. Gene Ontology annotation, biological process: triglyceride catabolic process; lipid homeostasis; positive regulation of triglyceride catabolic process.
GGCUGUUUUCGCAGCUGCUUCCUCUCGGUCAGCGCCAGAGACAGCUUCUCCAACUUUGUGUCCCGUCCCAGCUCAGGGUUCCCCAGCCGGGGCAUGUCCCGCCAUGUUCGACCUGAAGGCCGGCUGGAACCUGUCCUUUGCCGGGUGCGGCUUCUUGGGGAUCUACCACAUCGGAGUGGCCAGCUGCCUGCUGGAGAAAGCCCCGUACCUUGUGAAAGGAGCCACCCGGCUGUACGGGGCCUCUGCCGGGGCGCUCACCGCCUCAGUUCUCGCAAGCCAAGCAUGCAUAGCAAAAUGCUGUGAGGACGUCAUUGAGGUGGCAAAGGAAGCUAGGAAGAGAAACCUGGGCCCACUCCACCCAACCUUCAACCUGGUGAAAGUCCUGAGGUCCGGCCUGAACCGGGACCUGCCCUCUGAUGCUCACAUCCUGGCCUCUGGCAGGCUCUGCGUCUCCCUGACCAGAGUAUCAGACGGAGAGAACGUGCUGGUGUCAGAGUUCGGUUCCAAAGAGGAGCUCAUCCAGGCUCUGGUCUGCAGCUGUUUCAUCCCCAUCUACUGUGGACUGAUUCCUCCAUCCUUCAGAGGAGUGCGGUAUGUGGAUGGUGGAAUCAGUGAUAACCUGCCUCAGUCGGAGCUGAAGAACACCAUCACCAUCUCGCCCUUCUCUGGUGAAAGCGACAUCUGCCCUCGGGAUAACUCCACCAGCUUCCAUGAGCUUCGGUUCACUAACACCAGCAUCCAGAUGAACAUGGGGAACCUGUACCGCCUCAGCAGAGCUCUGUUUCCCCCAGAACCCAAGGUCCUGGCUGACAUGUGUCAGAGUGGCUAUAAGGACGCUUUGCGCUUCCUUCAGGAGAACAACUUGCUGAUGCUGGAUUGCCCCAGCCACAGCCUGCCAGACAGCUCCGGAAUCGGUCCCGGCUUCAGCCCCGGCCCCGGCUCCAGCAGCUGCUGCUCCAAGCCUGCUGAGAGCUCCAAGGAGUGGGUGCUGCGUAGACUCCGCCUGCUGCACAACAAGCACUGGUGGCUGGAUGAGCACAUUGUUCUGCCCACCCACAUAAAGAAAGUGUUCUGUGAGGCCUGCCAAGACAAAUCGGGUCUUUAUGCCAGAGUGUCUGGCAUGCUGCCACUGAGAGUUGCUUCUUACAUGCUGAUGCCAUACACACUUCCAGUCCAGUCUGCAUAUUCUGUGGCCCAGAGGUUUGUGGAGUGGAUCCCAGAGGUGCCUGCUGACGUGCGCUGGCUGUUUGGGGUGGCAGGUGACGUGUACAGACAGGCCUGGAAAACCAACGCAGCUGCUGCCAAUAGUGAGCGCUGCCUGAGGAAGUGCUUGAGCGUCCCGCCGCUCCCUUCAGAGCCUGAAAGUCCCACACAGACCAUCGUUCCUGCUCUUUCUUCCUUUGACCUUCACAGCAACUACUGGGACAUCCCAUCGUCUACCUCCUCCUCUCUCACUUCCCCGCCCUCCCCACAGCAAGUCUGCUUCUUUGUUGGCUCACAGGAUGAGGCUCAGAGCCCGGAACGGCCGUGAAAACCUGGACUUUGACUGGACUACAUUCUAAUCCCUCUGGGUGGAGGAAAGGUGUGGUGAGCCUCAUGAGGACUUGGCCCCUCCCACUGGGAGCAAAGAUGUACUUCAAGACAGAGGAAUGUAACUCUACCUGUUAGCUGUAAAUUUGCACAUAUGUAUUUAUUCUAAAGCAUUCAUCUCGAUUCAGAUUUUAUUUUUCUGUCCAUUAACUGAUCUCUCUCUAUGUCAACACAUUGGAGUUUCACUGUGAGGGGUCUUCAGCAAGUGCCUUUAGAAGUCUUUCAUGUAAAUUUUGAGGCGAUGGAAAGUCAGUUCCUUGAAAAACUGAUGAUCAAUUUGUUUGAAGUCUUUAAAAAUGUGGAAAAUAUGGAGUUUGCUUUCAGUGUUUUUAAAAGUUUUAAUAUGUAUGGAAAAAGAUACAAUUUCCGAACUUUAUCCAAUUUUCUAAAAGAUAAAAAACAAAUCGACUUAUAAAUAAAAUGUUUUUAUAUUUACUUUAAAAUAUAAAAAACAGUCUUAGUUUCCAUUGUAUAACUGUUUUUGCUCAAUAAUGCAAACCAUUUACCACACAUUGCCUGUUCUAUGUGUAAAUUGUCACAGCUUAUUUUAUUUAAAUUUGAAAAGUGACUGCUGAAGUGUGUGGUCAGAAAGAUUGGAAUUGUUUAUCUAAACUUUAUUCAGCUUUAAUCUAAUUCAACCGUAACAAUUUCCAUCCAGCCAACAGUAAUACUUGCUAAUAUAAACACAAUUUCAAUCAGUUCAGGGUGUUUUUGUUAUGAGCUGCAGAUCAGAUGAUGACUGAUGAGUAAUAAUUUGGGUUUUAUAAAUAAUGAGUAAAGUCAUUGCAUCUCAUUUGUUUCUGGAAUCCUGGCCUUUCUGUCCUUGAUUACAUCCUGAGCCUACAACAGAACAAUAAUACUGUACCAAUAGUCACACAAACAAUUAAUAGGCUUCCAGUAGAUCUUAAUUACAUAAUAAUAUGAAGUUAAAUAAUGUUACCUUUAUGAUUUUGCCUCUGUAAUAUCAGCCUGGUAAAGCAACAUGUCUAUGCAACAGUCAUGCUGCAGUAGAGUGAGAAUGGUCUUAAGGUCUAAAAUAUGGAUGGGGCUAAACAUUUUCAUAAAUUAUGUUUCUUUUGCUUCUCCUUUUCAAUCUAACAAUGUACCAGUGUACCAAUGCAGUUUGUUAAAACUGCAUUGCUUUAUUUGCACUUAAUCUGCCUAUUAAAACUCUUCAAUACUGUCUUCCUAAGAA